Molecule: messenger RNA, 3019 nt
Organism: Prorocentrum cordatum
Lineage: Eukaryota; Dinophyceae; Prorocentrales; Prorocentraceae
Source: the annotation of a GenBank genome assembly
AUGGCUGAACAUGCUGUACAUGCUGCUGAACAUGAUGGGGUGUGCGCGGCAUGGCAGAAGCUUAAUCACGCCUGGACCGUUUUUCUGCAGGAUGUUGAGAUGGAGCUGGCGCAGGUGCUGGAUUUCCUUUUCAAAUCGGGCACGCGGGAUAGGUAUUUGGCUCGACGAUGGGUGCCAGUAAUUGGGCGCAAGUUUCGCGCUGCUGAUGAUGUCGCAGUUUGUCGUGGGUGGCAGUGGCUAUACCGUGUGUGGCAUGAAUUUGAAGUCACGAUCCAGGAGGACCCGGUCUUGCAUAGGAAUACGGCUGGGCUCGAGCUACAUCAUGCGUGUCUUUCGGAGGAGUAUCCAGGAGAAGGAUUGGAUGUCCGACUCGAUGCGCAGGUGCAAGCAUUUCGUGACAGUCUCCGAUCGUACCCGUCUCAGCUGGAUCAUCCAUGGUGGGACCGAGCGGCGUCCUUCUCAGCCUCCAUGGUCACAGAGUUUGAGCAUGCCACCAGCGCAGCUGCCAAGCUGCGCACACAGACGUGGAACCAGUGGUGCGAUGAAGCCUUGAGAGGCUCAGCGAAGCUAAUGCACAAAAUCACUCGGCUUCAGCAGAUCUGGAACCCCAGCAUAGUUGAACGAUCGCCAGGUGUUUUUUCGAGUCGGCCUGAUGACCUUCUUGCCAGCGAGGCAGAGGCUUUGCAGGCGCAGUGGCAUGCAUCGAUUUCCCCACCUGUGGCGGAAGUGCCUGAUCGUGAGUGCUUCCCGAGGGCGUCGAUUGAUGAGAUUCGCAGUGCUUCCAGAAAGUUUUGCCAGUUCACGGCGUCGACUUUGGAUGGGUUCCAUCCGAAGCACAUCUGUCUGCUGGGAGAUGCUGGCAUAUUCGCCCUGAGUAUUCUGUACGCAGCGCCAGCCUUGUCUUACGGCAGUGCGGUGUUGGGCAUGAGCGAUCACGAGCUCAGACGAGCUCGGGCUACGCUCCUCAGCUUCCAGGCGCCCUCGCAUCGAGGGGCCUCGCUAGUGGCGAAGUGCGUGCUUCAUGGCGACCCUGUUGCAGAUGCUGCCGCGGCGCCUGCGGCGCAGUGGGCAGCCACGAUCUGGCAGGCGGCGGUUGCGCAGAAGCGCUCUCUCUUCACUAUGACGCAGCUCGCAGAUAUGUUUCAGCAGGUUCAUGUCAAUUGGGAUCCUGAGAUGCCUUGGAGAAAGACGAAGGGCCCGAUCGUUCGAAUGUUGAUGUGUCUUCAGAGGGUCAGCUGGGAGCCUAAGAACUUCACGGAGCUUUCUCUACUGUAUACCUCCCAUUCCCUCAUCAAGCAUCUCCUACGUGAGGCCCCCCCGACCGACCAGCUGUAUCCUGCUGUUUUUGGGCAGGACGGCCGCCCCCUUGAGGACCUCUCGGUGUUGGGGGAUGUCGUCGACCCCGUCCGUGAGCUCUCGAGGGCGGCCUAUGCUGGCGUGUACAUGCGGUCGGGGUCCGAGGAGAUAGUAGCUAGGUUUCAAGGGCCUGGUUGGCCUUCCCUGCCCCAGACCCCUCAGGCUGCAGAGCAGAUGGCGAUCAUUGCGCCAGCUUUCGUCAUACGCCAGCCAGUCCAGCAGAGCGAGCUCAUCCCAGCGCUGGAGGCCAUGCGGCGCCGCGUCUCGGGCUCCCCGCAGUCCACGAGCUUCAGCAUGCAGCAUGCAGAGAAGCCCGAUCGGCUAGGCAAGCACGUGCGCCACGAAGCUGGCGGAGCACGCGAGAGCGCGCUGGCGUGGGGACUGUCGGUGUCGCAGCCCCGGCUGUGCUCGUGCACGAAGAUCCCGAAGCUGGAGCUCCUGUCCCUGGAGCUGCCGUCGCUGCUGCUCCCUGAACUGAACUCGCUGAUGGGCUGCGGUGGCCCUCUGCUGGAGCGGCUUCUCCUCGGGCACUUUGUCGCCGCACGGAGCCGCUCCAGCGCGACCCUGUACUGGCUGGCUGCGGCCACAUCACCAAAGCGAUUGGCCAAGGACACCAUGCGCUCGAGCUCCUCCUCGCUGAGCGCCUCCCCAGUCGGAAUCGGCUGGGGUCCUGGCUGCAGGGCUGGCGGCCCGUUCGCCCAAGGCGCGCUGCGGCCUCGCACCGCCGCUGGGCUCCGGGGCCGCUCCGCCUCCUGCGAGGGGCGAAAGGCCAGUGGUUUCGUCGACCUCGACAAGUCCGCCGAUGCCGCCGCCCUCAGCGGCUUCGCAGUGGCUCCCUGGUGGAACAAGAACGACAGCAAGUCCGUCGGCCUGGCCAUCAAGCCGGCGGGCGGCAGCACGGAGCCCCCGCCGCGGCCCGCGAGCGCUCGCGCGCUGGCGCCAGUGCCACAGCAGCGGGGCAGGUCCGCCGGGCGGCCCUCGUCUGCCAACCCGAGGUGGCGCUACGACGGGCCCCCCACGGUGGACCCGCUGCGGGCGGGGAGCAGCCGGGGCACGCCAGAGGGCGCCGGCGACCUCGAGCUCACCAUCAGGUCAGGCCCGCUGCUCGGCGGCGCGUGAGGCCGCGCCCUCGCGAGCGGCUGGCGGCGGAGCGACGUCAAGACCUGCACUGACGCCGUCGAGGCCAAUUACCUGCAGCCGCGCUCGCAGAAUUAGGAGCCCCGUCCUUGAAUCCCACUGACUGCGCUGCUCCCUUUCGGCAGUCCUGAAUGCACAGCCGCCGGGAGGGCGCGGACCCUCCCCUAUUUUGCAUUUUAUGUCCAACAAUCCCCCUGUAAGGGGACAGGCCCGACCUAACUUUACCUAGCACCCUGCACGCAUCACUUAGACAUUUUAUGCUCGUGCCGUGUUGUCUUCUUUGGUACAGCCCGUCGCGCACGGCGGCCGCCAAGAGGGUUGGCCGUCCCCCCGCGGGCGCCGGAGGCUCCGCUGCCCCCUCUGGUCCUUGAGAUUCGUGCGCGAUAUGGAGGGCAGCUGGUGUCCUAUGUCAUGCCCGAAUUGCUAUCCUCGCCCUGGCGCCCUGGCCGCACCGAGCAGCCUUGCCAGGCCGCGCUGUGUAGGGGUAAGCAGACCUUGCGCCACUGCUCGCUGAAAGUUCAGAAAA